Messenger RNA from Phascolarctos cinereus (koala), 745 nucleotides. It is a transcript of the gene RPL24, whose product is annotated as ribosomal protein L24. Lineage: Eukaryota; Metazoa; Chordata; Mammalia; Diprotodontia; Phascolarctidae. Gene Ontology annotation, cellular component: cytosolic large ribosomal subunit. Gene Ontology annotation, molecular function: mRNA binding; structural constituent of ribosome. Gene Ontology annotation, biological process: cytoplasmic translation. The record is from RefSeq and is a predicted model, not a curated record.
CUAGGUUACAUACUGAAGACCGCAUUUCUUGCGUUCUCUUCUUCCGUCGCUUUCCUUCCCUCAAGAACAAGUCCCACGGCCCAAAUAGUUGGCUGGCUACCGGAAGUGGCGUUAUCCUACGUGAGCGCGCGACGGAAGAGGGCGGAGGAGGCCGCCCGCGUAUAUAAGAGUCUUUCCCACAAUCCUCUCUUCCUCUUCGCCAUCUUCCUCCCGUUUGCAGCCAUGAAGGUCGAGCUGUGCAGCUUCAGCGGGUACAAGAUCUACCCAGGUCACGGGAGGCGCUACGCCCGCACGGACGGGAAGGUCUUCCAGUUUUUGAAUGCAAAAUGCGAGUCUGCAUUCCUUUCAAAGAGGAACCCCCGGCAAAUCAAUUGGACUGUCCUGUAUAGGAGAAAACACAAGAAGGGACAAUCGGAAGAGAUUCAAAAGAAAAGAACUCGCCGCGCUGUUAAAUUCCAGAGGGCCAUCACUGGGGCUUCUCUUGCUGAUAUAAUGGCCAAGAGGAACCAGAAACCUGAAGUUCGAAAGGCCCAACGAGAACAAGCCAUCAGGGCUGCCAAGGAAGCAAAAAAGGCUAAGCAAGCAACUAAGAAGACAGCUGCAUCUGCUGCUAAGGCUCCUACAAAGGCUGCACCUAAACAAAAAAUUGUGAAGCCGGUGAAAGUUUCUGCACCCCGAGUUGGUGGAAAACGUUAAUUGUCUACUAAGUUGGAUUAAGUAAAAUAAACUUUAAAGCAACAGUGUU